Molecule: messenger RNA, 2699 nt
Organism: Rhineura floridana
Lineage: Eukaryota; Metazoa; Chordata; Lepidosauria; Squamata; Rhineuridae
Gene: CDT1
Product: chromatin licensing and DNA replication factor 1
Exons: 10
Coding region: 260-2080 (606 amino acids)
Biological process (GO): regulation of DNA-templated DNA replication initiation; DNA replication preinitiation complex assembly; mitotic cell cycle
Cellular component (GO): nucleus
Molecular function (GO): DNA polymerase binding; DNA binding
Source: RefSeq, a predicted model, not a curated record
CUUUACAGGCAAGAAAGAAAGGAAGGCCGCCGUGCUCGCAUUGGAAGUCUCCGGCCCAGACAGACAGUUGCUGGGCCCGCCUCCCGCGAGCCACGCCUGGAGGGCGGGAAAGGGACGCGGCGCCUUUAAGAGGCGCCUGCAAGCGCGGGAAAACGGCAGCGCGUCGGGGGGGGCGGAGUUCGGGGCCGCCCCGCGAAAGUCGGAUGGAACGUUGAGCGGCGAGCGUUCCGUCGGGGUCCCCGCCACGUGGAGGGGCGCCAUGGCGCAGCGCCAGCUCACCGACUUCUUUGCGCGGAGCAAGAAGGGCCCCGCGGCGGGCGGGAAGCGCCGGAAGGUCCAAACCCCGGGAGCGCCGGAGCCCCGCGACGCCAGCAGCCCCCGCGAGGAGGAGGAGAUCCUCCUGGCACCACCGCGCACCCCACUCGGUCCCGGCUGCCCGCAAGCGCCCCUGUCCGUCGGCAGCAGGAAAAGGCGCAGGCCGGAGCCCGUCUCCGGCCAGGAGAGUCGCCGCCCGGAGGCCAGGAAGAAACUGGUGAUGCCCGCGGGGGAAGGGGAGGAGGGCCUUGGCCUGCAUUCCCCUACAGCCAUCAAAUUGCUGAGCCCUUCCAGCAUGGAUAAGAAGGCCAAAGAAUUCGUGAAUGUGACUCUUUCGCCGGGUCUGAAGCCGGAGACGGCAGUGCAGCCUAGUAGGGCAGUUCCAGAGAAGAAGGAGAUGUCCACAGAGAAGCUUUCAGAGCUGAGAGGCCGCCUUGCAAAGAUCCAUGUGCUGGCGCAGAAAGUCAAGUUGCCAGCUGGCUCCUUGGAGGCCGAGGGCAACGUAAAGUGGAGGCUGAAACGGGCUCGCCUGCUGGAAUCCAAGAUCGGCGAGAGGAAGGCGGCUGAGGAGGAGAAAGGGAGAAACCUCUCUCGACUCCAGCUGGACAAAAAAUAUUCUGAGGCGACAUCGGAGAUCAGUGAGAAGACUCCAGCCUACCAGCGCUUCCAUGCCCUUGCUCAGGACGUUGCCCCUGGGCUCGAGUUGCCUUUGAAGUACAAGGUGCUGGCUGAGAUGUUCCGCAGCAUGGACACCAUCGUGGGGAUACUUUUCAACCGCUCGGAGACGGUGACCUUCACCAAGGUCAAGCGAGGUGUCCAGGACAUGAUGCGCAGGCAGUUUGAAGAGCGGAACGUGGGUCAGAUCAAAGCUGUGUACCCGUCCUCGUACGUUUUGCGCCAGGAGAAGAACAUUCCCACCUUUGGCAACCCCGGCCAGAAGCGAUGCAACUACCAGCUUACCAUCGAACCAGUGCUGGGGGCAGGUGAGAAGUUGUCAGCCUCGCACCUGAUGGAACGCCGGAAAGUAUUUGGCAGAAACCUGGUUAACAUUGUCAAAGGGCAUCACAAGGGUUUCCUGGCUUCUCUCAACCCCCCAGUGGUGGUACCGGAGGACAAGCUGAUGCGGUGGCACCCUCGGUUCAAUGUUGACGACGUGCCGGACAUCGUGCCUGCUGAGCUGCCCCAGCCCCCCCAGGUGGACAAAAUCACCACUGCUCAGGAGGUCCUGGCAAAAGCCCGCAGCGUGCUGACGCCAAAGAUGGAGAAGGCCUUGGCCAACCUGGCUUUGAGGACAGCCGAAACCAGCCCCUCUGUGCCGGAGUCCCCUCGGCCAGCCCCGCCUGUUCCAGCUAACACACCCGCCAGCUUGAAAGGCGUGUCGCAGUCCUUGUUGGAGAGGGUCAGAGCCAAGGAAGCGGAAAAGCUGCGGGUGCUGAUGACCCGCAACCCGCAACAGGAGCAGCGCCUGGACAUUCUGGGGCGUCUGCCGGAGAUGGCGCGGGUUCUGCGCAAUGUCUUUGUGGCGGAGAAGAAGCAGGCGCUCCCCAUGGAAGUGGCGUGCCAGCGGAUGAUGGCCAGCUACCGGUCCCUCAUGACGCUCGGAGAGACAGAAAAGCACCUUCGUCUCCUCUCUGAGCUGCUGCCGGACUGGGUGAGUGUCCUCCCAAUUCGGCAAGAAACGUACAUCAAGCUGGACAAAAGCACAGACCUCAACAUUGUUGCGGAGAGACUGGCCACAAGAGCAAAAGAAGAGGAGACACUCUGAGCUGCACAGUUGGACGGCUUGCUCCCAGGUGUGGCGCGAGCACUUGUGCGACUGCUGACACCAUCCUUUGGUCAAAGACUCUUUGGGACAAACUUUAGCUGGGGACAUUUGUGUAUAUUUUUCUCUCCAUAUAGCCAGUGCAGUACUGUGAAUAAAUGUGUAGCUUUUAAACAAUUAAUAGGAAACUGAAGCUGUCCUUUCUUAAAAAGUUUUUCAAAACUCCGUCCUGGUGCUUGUGUAGGCGUUUUUUUUGCUUCUGUAAGGCCAUAAGAGGGCAGCACACUCAAAUGCCAGGAAAUUGAAUUUGAGUUGGCAUAACAGCAAAGUACUACCAAGCUUUUACCCUACUGCAUUUGAAAUGUUCUUCCUUGGCACAGCUCCCCCCUCCCUUGGAUUGGAAAACAGGCAUGGAGAAUGACUGCUAGACCUCAGAAGCGCUACUCUUUUUGAUGCAAAAGUUUCCCUUCCCCAAUCGGGGAGGAACGGGUAGCCCUGCUCGUUCCAGGAAGUGACUUCCUGUUUCCUCUCGGUUCUUUAAAAGCUUGGUAAAUAGAAGGAAUAAAAAGUACCUUGUGACUUGUAUUAUAAACUUGAGCAUUAAACAUCUUACUAACUAGGA